This is a messenger RNA of Schistosoma guineensis, 1977 nucleotides long. NCBI's taxonomy places the organism in Eukaryota, Metazoa, Platyhelminthes, Trematoda, Strigeidida, Schistosomatidae. The record is from the annotation of a GenBank genome assembly.
AUGGAGAUCAAAGUCGGUAGCCCAAUUAGAAUAGAAGAUGCAUUUUAUGUACCUGAAGAAUUGUAUCGUCAGUACAAAGAGAUGAAUAUAUCGAGUAUAUUUUCUUGGCAAGCUGAAUGCCUUAACUUACCUGGUGUGCUUGAUGGUCAUAAGAAUCUUGUCUAUUCAGCUCCUACAAGCGCUGGGAAAACUCUUGUUGCUGAAAUUAUUGUAUUAAAGCGCAUUUUAGAAUCUGCACUUAAAGCGUUUAUCAUUUUACCUUAUGUCUCUGUCUCAAGAGAGAAAAUGAUAUAUCUACAAAAACUUUUUAACAAUUUGGGCAUUCGUGUUGGAGGUUAUAUGGCUGGCCAUAGUCCACCUGGAGGAUUAUCUGCUAUCAAUGUAGCUGUUUGUACGAUUGAAAAAGCGAAUAGCUUAGUUAACAGAUUAAUUGAAGAAGAACGUUUGGACGAAUUAGGUAUUGUUGUCGUCGAUGAACUACAUCUUAUCGGUGACACUCAUCGUGGUUAUUUAUUGGAGUUGUUGUUGACAAAAUUACUUUUUUAUUCACGUCGUAUAUCGAAUUUCAAACAUACAAAUGAAAUUAAAAUUUUAGAAAACUCUCAAAGUUCAUUAAAUAAAUGUUGUGAUUCUAAAGCCUAUGGUAUCCAAAUUGUUGGUAUGAGUGCUACAUUGCCAAAUCUUAAAUCGCUUGGACAGUGGUUAAAUGCUGAAGUUUAUAUUACAAAUUUUCGUCCUGUCCCACUAACUGAAUUUAUAUUGUCUUGUGAUUUACGUUCGAAAACAAAUCAGUUUUAUAAAAUUGUCAAAUCUGCUAGUAAAGAUGAUAGCUCUACUCAACAACUGUUGUCGGAAUGUUUAGAGCCUGCUGAUAACUUACCUUUGGAUCCUCAAUUAACUUCUGAUACUGAACUAAAUAUGAUCGAUGAAGAUGGUGUGUUUGCUUUGUGCUUUGAUACACUUUUGAAUGGACAUGGUGUGUUAGUAUUUUGUCCAACUAAACAAUGGUGUGAACAAUUAGCGGAUACAAUGGCUCGUCAAAUUUUCAUUCUCACACAAUCAUACUUCUCAGCUUCACAUCAAAACGACCAUAAUCCAUCUGAUGCGAAUAUCGGAAAUUCGACUUACAAAAAUUCAGAUGAUCAUUCAGUACAAUCAAAUAUUGGAACGCGUUUAGCAUUACAGUUGGAUCGGGUUGGUCUUGUCACUUGUGUAGAGCAAUUAAAACGAUGUCCAGCUGGUCUUGAUACAAUUUUAGCCAGAUGUUUAGGUUAUGGUGUGGCUUUUCAUCAUGCAGGUCUUACAGUCGAAGAACGUGAGAUUAUUGAAUUUGGAUUCCGUAAAGGUCUUAUUCGUAUUUUAAUUACUACAUCUACAUUAAGCUCUGGAGUAAAUCUACCUGCUCGUCGUGUUAUCAUUCGAACACCAUUAUUUCAUGGAAAAGUUUUAGAUUUUCUCACUUAUAAACAAAUGUCUGGUCGAGCAGGUCGUCAAGGUGUAGAUACUAGUGGUCAAAGUAUUCUAUUGUGUAAAUCAAAAGAUCUGGGACGUGUUCGUCAACUGAUAAUGAACGGUAUGCCACCUGUGAAUUCAUGUUUGAUGGGUGACGGAGGUAGCCCUGAAUCUAGUCUAAAACGUGCUCUGCUCGAGGUCAUCGUAAAUGGAUUUGUAGAAACAUUAGCUGAUGCUUUACUGUACUUGUCUAGUACAUUAUUGGCAACAACUGUUACCUGGGAAAAAUUAAACGAAUUUAAUAAUUCUCAAUCACCUUCCACUAAAAAAAAUCGACGACGUUCUCUUCGUUUGUCUCAACCUAAAACUUAUUCUGAAAAUGAAAUUAAUGGUGAUGAUGAUAAUGAAAACAAUAAUAAUAAUCGAUUCACAUCCGAUGACAAAAAAUCUUACUAUAAAGAGUUUAUCUAUGUCAAAUACGGUGAUGAUAUUAUAAAUAAGGAAGUCAACAAAAAAAUAACAUAG